CCACGGGCCCCCGCGCAGCGGGUGCCCCCUAUGCCAGCUCCGGCCGCGGGCUGCCUCGAGGAUGGUGGUCGCGAUUUCUUGUGAGCCAGCGCCGCCUCCAAUUUUUGUGUUCAAGACCGACGAUGAGCUACAGACGAGCCAGGAAUGGAAACGUGCAGUACGGCACCUGGAUGGAGUCGAGCCUCUGGUCGUAAAGGUCCCCUCUGAGGUCGCUGUGGAACGUAUCAAAGGCGGGGCGCAGAUCGUGCUCCUCAGCGGCGGAGAGGGGCCACAAGGACUGGCGCCGUGGCAGGAGCACGGGGGCGCCCUGGGUGCGGCGCUGGCCGCGUGCCAGGCUGCCGGAGGCGUCGUGGGGGCCGCGGGGCCCGUUGGCUCCCUGCUGGCGGCCUGGUUCGUGACCGGGGACAAGGAGGUGAAGAGGGGAUGGAACUUAAUACCCGCGGCCGUCGUCACCCUGUACACGACCAAGAAGGAUAAGUCGAACUGCGAGGACGCAGUGGCGGCACUGCACGAGAAGGUCGACGAAGGCAUCAGGGGCUACCAGGUGCCCUGCGGGGCGGCCUUCUACAGGAGCGGGUCCGGCAGCCGAGCGGAAGCCAUAGGCAAGAACGUGAUCCAGUUGAGCUCGAUUCCCAAGAGCGCAUCAUUUGGAAAGAUCAUCAAGGCGAGCACCAUUACGAUUCAGGACCAGGACGUGGUCCGCAAGCUCGACGUCGGCCCGGAGCAGCGCUGGCAGGCUGCCGUCGACCUGGCGGCCGACUGGAUGAUCGACGCGAAAGGCACCGUGGUGGUCUCCACGGGCGCGGGCAUCUCGGCGGAGAGCGGCAUCCCGACCUACCGGGACCCGGGCGGGCUGUGGGAGGUUUACGACCAGAUGGAGGUGUCUCACAUCAAAGGCUUUGCGCGAGAUCCAAUGAAGUGCUGGCGCUUCGAGCUGGAGCUCUACCAGCUGCUCAAGAGCUGCGGGCCCAACGCCGGGCACAUUGCGCUGAAGGAGCUAGAGGACGCUGGCAUCGUCAGGCGGAGGGAGCUACUCGUCUCGUUUGACGAGCGCUUCGCCAACGCCAAGCCGGCCAUCGUCACGGAGAGCAGGUCAAUCUACAAGCCCAAAGGUGAACCACUUGAUCCCAGGUACCGCCAAUUUGACUUUGAGCAGAUCAGGAAGCAGAUGUGCAUCGCGGAGGCGACGGUGCCAAACAGGGACUACGAGAGCAUGCUGGAGCGGGGUAGGGACCCUCAUGGAACGAUCUUUGUUGUAACGACGACGGCGAUGGUGAAGAUAUCUACAGUGCCGUUUGCUUUGGGACAACGGCUCAAGGAAGCCAACCUGGAAGAAGGCCAACGGGGUGUCCACGGUGCCAAAUCUGGGCGCACAGUCAUCGUGCAGAUGGCUGGUGGAGCGAACGCUGCGAUGAGAACGGUGCAGAAGGCGCGCCGACAUUUCAAGCUGGGGGGUAGCUCGUGGAGGAACUUCUCGGUCGACACGGAGUGA
Prorocentrum cordatum is the source of this 1492-nucleotide messenger RNA. NCBI's taxonomy places the organism in Eukaryota, Dinophyceae, Prorocentrales, Prorocentraceae. The record is from the annotation of a GenBank genome assembly.